Messenger RNA from Prorocentrum cordatum, 1815 nucleotides. The record is from the annotation of a GenBank genome assembly. NCBI's taxonomy places the organism in Eukaryota, Dinophyceae, Prorocentrales, Prorocentraceae.
AUGCUGGCGCUCGCGAACAACAACUCGAACCGCGGCCCCAUGAACGCGGCCAUCGCGGCCCUUGACGAUGUAAACCAGCAUGAGUUGACUGGUAUCCUUCAGUACUUCUUGCGCCUCAAGCCCACGGCGUCCGUGGAGCAGUUCCGCUACUGCAUCACCGUCCUUGAGUUCCUCGCGCGCUGUGGAAUUCCCGAGAAGUUCCCGGCCGACGGGGCCAUCGUGAAGGCGUUCGUGGACAAGGUUUUGCUUUCGGCUUGGAAUCGCAUGGACAUGAAAAAGCCGAACCGCGAGAAGAUCUUCCAGACGUACGAGGCCUUGUGGAAACUGGUGCUCCCCGAAGCCGCCGUCCGCGCCAUCAGGGCGCACGAGGGUCAGUGGGUGGAGAUCGCUGACAAGGUCACGCUGGUUCACGAUGCCGGCGAGCUCGGGAAGGCUAUGUUUGGAGAGAUCACGUCGUGCGUCCUCGCUGAGAAAGCCGACGUGAAGAUCUCCCAGGACAUCGAGGCCCUGCUGGCCCAGGAGGGCCAGGUCACCAUGGCAAAGAUCAACAAGGCGAGGAAGGAGACCGUGGCUGCGCUGGCGACGAUGGGUUUGGGUUCGUUGCCAGAGCGCCGCAAGAUCACCCUGAAGUAUCGGGAGUGCUCUUACGACGGCAAGGUGACCUGCAUUGGCGACGAGGUGGAGCAGCGGUACUGGACCAGGAUCCGGGCCCAGUGCGCGGCCCAGAGGCUUAUCCCUGGCCUCUUCUGCGAGGACCAGCUCGUCGACACGGCCGUCGGCAAGGAGGUCGACUUCCACCCAGGCGUCUACUCGAAAGCGAAGUCGGCGCGUGAGAGUGCCAACGAGGGCAUGGCCGAGCAAGAGAAUACGGACGGCAAAGCUGUCGCCGCGUAUCUUGAGCGCUCCGAGAAGUCGCUGAUUGCCUUGGACACCAUGUGGAAGAGUACGGACCACCAGUGGAUGCUGUCCAUGGUCGGGAAGGCCGGGGAGCAGCGCCUGCUCGACAAGAGCUUGGCGAUCAUCCCCGGGAAGGGCGAGAAGAAGAAGAAGCUGACCGAAGUGGCCAAGGAGAUGUGCCUCUUGCUGUCUUCUGACCUGGCGAAGUUCUGCAGCGACACGGCCCGCGGCAACCUCCAGAGCGUCAUCGAUUCGGUGAGCCUGAUGGUGUCCGGGAAGCCUCUUAAUUUCCAGAACAAGGGGAAUGAGUUCGUCAACCGCUUCCUUGCGAAGGCAGCCGGCCUCGUCAGCUCUGGGACUGGCGCGAACGCGAAGUACGGGAAGGAGGCGGUCGUGGCGCUGCUGGCCGGCUUGCAGGAGAAACCCCAGCCAGUCGCCCUCGAGGAGCUGGAUGACGUCGUGGUCUACCAGUGGCUCCUCGAUAAGCCGCAGCGCGACAAGGUGAAGCAGCUGGAGGCUCUUGCGGUUGCUGCGGUGGGAGGGGCGCCCAAGGCUUCGUCGGCCGCGGGCCCGUCGGCGGGCUCGGCGUCCCCCUCGGCCGCCGCGCCCAAGAAGGCGGCCAGGAAGGGGAAGUCCGAGCUGGAGAAGGCCAUGGCCAUGUUCGGCGGGGGCUUGUAGACGGCAGCCCUUUUGGGGGGCGCCCCGCUCCUGACGUGAGGCGGGGCGCGGGGGCGGCGGCUUAGCUAGGUGGAGGCUCGGCUGUCCUAUUGGGUUUCCUCUGCCGGUUAGCUCGUGCGGCGCCAGUGGUUCAUCGACCCAUUGGUGAGGCGGCCUGGGCGCGCCAGUUCGGCAGCCCCAGGCGGUGUCAGCAGAAACCCGUGGGUGAUUUGUAUUAGCGUUGAUUCCACAUAGGGACAG